Hyposmocoma kahamanoa is the source of this 4801-nucleotide messenger RNA. RefSeq lists its product as uncharacterized. NCBI's taxonomy places the organism in Eukaryota, Metazoa, Arthropoda, Insecta, Lepidoptera, Cosmopterigidae. The record is from RefSeq and is a predicted model, not a curated record. Bases 159 to 3098 code for a protein of 979 amino acids. The transcript has 5 exons.
GAAAUUUAACUUACUUCUUAUAGUAAACGUGUAAAUGUAAAUAUAUAAUGUAAACCAUUUGUGUAAUAAGUGUAUCAAAGGUUUUUGUUAUUUUUAUUUCGUUUAUUUGUUGCAUAGGUUAUCCUUUGCAAAGUGUAACAACAUUGGACCUUUAUAAAAUGGAAGCUGUAGAUGAACUGGCUCAUCAAUCGAGUGUAGAAGUGUUGAAAGCAAGUGUUGGAAAUGAUGAAGAGCCGGUGACCGCACUGGAAGCGAGUUUGUGCCUCACAUCAAACGGAGUCGCCGAUUCCGCGGUGAAUCCACUGCAGAAUGCUGACGCCGUAUACUACGUCUCUACCUCUGAGGCGACAGUAUCUCAAGAGCUUCAAAAUAUUAGGGAGGCUUCCCCGACCACACAGGUAAUCAGUGACUCUCAUAUCACGGAAUCAUCGAUUGUACCAGUAACUGCAGCCUUGCAACAAGAAGCAAUGCUAGUGAUGGAGACGACUGCUGCAGUCGAACAUCUUCUAGGCGAUGAAAAGUCGUCAGAAGUGAUGACUUCUAUGGAAGAAGUGGUUGAAAAUGUCGAAGGGGCAACUUGUAAUAAAAAUGAGCUACAACUUGAAGGAUCUGGAGUUGUAGGUGAUAUUGGUGACUCCAAUGACACAGUUACAUUUAAGACUGAAAUUUUAGUAGAAAAGAAUGACAAUGAUGUGGCACAUGAUACCAACAAUGUAACUGCUGAUGAAAAUGACCAUCCAAACAAUAUUCUGAAUGAGUUAAGUCAAGGCAUUGAAUUAAGUGAAGCAUUACGUUCCUCUGAUACAAUUGAAAACACAGAAAACAACAAUUGUUCUGAGAGAGAGGAAAUGUUCAAUAAAGAGGAAUUAUUAGAUAUUUUAGAAGGAAAUGAUGUUAGCACAUCUGGGAAUGAGGAUGUAGAUAUGGAUAAAAAGAGUCUUGAAGCCCAAAUAGCUAUAAGGCAACUGAGCAGGUUGAAGCUUAAACAUGGAAAGAGAGGAAAGGAUAGAUAUUUGUCGACACCAAGGAGAUCUAGAGUGGCACGAAAGCGAGAGAGUGGCAAAAAUGUUGAGUCUGCAAGUGAAAAUGAUAAAGAAGACGAUAAUGGGGACAUUCAAAAUUGUAAAACUAGUGACAAAGGCUCUGAAGCCUUACAAGCAGAUGAAAACAGCAUAUCUGUACAAAGCAAAGAUAAUGAUAGCAUAAAUAAAGAUGACAGCAAAAAUAAUGACAGUAUAGUCAAUUCUUUGGUUAAAGAUUGGGAUGAUGAUGAACCCGUAGAGAAUGAGCAAGCCAGUAAGGUAUUAAUGAACACAGACAGUUUAUUAAAGGCUGAUGAAAUAGUAAAUACACAGGAAGUGGUUGCUAAUGAAGAAACGGUAACUACAACUGCUGUAGAUAAUAGUAUAACUCAGUCAGCAAAUGUAAACAAAAGCAGUGAUGAAACACAGCCACGUAGGUUAGGUAGGGUUAUAAAGAAAAAAAUUAUAUUUGAUCCGGAUAAUCCUGACACAUUCACAAAGGGUAAAGCAGUUAGUAAAACAAAAGAUGCCCAUGUGGAAAAAGAGCACCCACCAAAAAAAAUUAAAUCCGAGCAUCAACCUCUGAGAUCAAAAUCUCCUGUAGCUAAAUCGCCGUGGAAGAAACCAACUCCUAAAAAUAAUAGCAAACAAAAUAAAAGACUAACAGAAGUUGAUAAGCUACUAAUGGAUGAAGGAGCAGUAAACAUGAUUUAUCAACUCACACCAGAGGCCCCUAAAGGCAGAAAAAAUAUGAAGACCAAAGCUGAAUUCAUAAAGAAAGUGCAAAGUUCAACACCUGAAGGUAAAGAAAUGAAAUUCCGAGAAAGAAAAAAGGAAUCAAAAUUUGAGGAAACUGAAGCUAAAAGAAUUCUAGGAGGUAAACAAAGAACAUCAUUGAGCAGCUCUGUCAAGUCUCCAUCAGUUUGUGAAGACUUUGAGACUCAUAGUGCUGAUGAUUCUAUUAUUUAUCGACGUCAUUCUUCCAGCUCGUAUUCUAGUAGUUGUAUGAGCCCGCGCCGUCUGAGCGACGGUGACGCUGGCGUCACACAGAACGCUGCACGCCUUUCACAACAUGUUGAUAGAGGUUCUGACAAUCAUGAUGUUGGUGGAGAUCAAAAUACGGAUAUCUUCAUGGCUGAUACCAGUGCUGAAAUAAUCAACAAGGAUGACUGUUUGUCCAUUAAAGAGAAGUUGAAUUCCAAAUUGUCACAAGUAUUAAACAAAAGAAAACGAGAAAAUAACAAGACUGAGAAGCCAGCCAAGCAGAAGAAGAUAUCCAAAACUCAAGAGAAGAGUGAUAAUUUAAUUGUAGAGAAGAUGGAUGUUAUCAAGCACAUUUCAAUUACUGUGGAUCAGAGAGUGGCCGAAAUUUGCAUCAGAGGAACCGGGUCCACUGUGGAGAUGUUCAAAGAACUGGACCAAGCGCUGCAGUACAUUGAUAGUAGAAAAGACACGUUUGUUACUCUAUUGACAUCAGAAAGUGGUACAUUAUGUUCUAAAUUAGAGUUACGCCCUCUGCUAGAUGAUAACUUGGAGAGGAGAACGAAUAACGCGUACGAAUUUGCAGAAUCAAUCAGAGCGGUGCUGUGCAGUGUAUGGCGACACAGCAAGUUGGUGGUGAGCGGUGUGUGGGGGCCGUGCCAUGGGGUUGCGCCGGCGCUACUUGCGCUUAGCGACGUGUCGUUGGCCGAGAACCACGCCACUAUAGGCAUGGACACUUCGCCACCAAUGCCUGCAGCCGCUGUUAUCAAAUCAUGCCGUCGACUUUCUCACUCUUUGAUAAACGAGUUGGUGUUGUUCGGGCGCAAUUUGUCUGCGGCUGAGGCGCAACUUGGCGGGCUGGUGGACCGCACACUGUGGCCAGGCGGUGCUGAACAAAUACGCGCAGCUGCCAGGGAUCUCGCCGCUCAACCUUCUCAAAACCUGCUACUAAAGAAGCAGCUACUGAACUUAGACAGAAGCUGCGAAUCGGGUACUACAUUCCUGUCAAAACUCGAGAAAGAACGCGAUAUCCUGGUCGAGUAUUGGACUUCUGUCGAAGGACAAGAUGUCAUCCGGGCGUCAGUUGACGCUUGAAGUGAAAUGACCGAAUUGAAUGCCAAGCGCAUUCCUGCAAUUUAUUUUAUAACUGGCAUUCACCUCCGCGAAAUUUUUUGUUGGUUCUAAUAUAUUUCUUACUUUAUAACAUACCUAUAGGUAUAAUUUCGUUGGUUUCCGUGUCUUUUACUGUACCUGUUAAAAACUAUUAUUACACCUAUGUUGUUAUACAUUUCACAUUAAUAUCGUUUUAUACACCAUUUAGUGUUACGAAUUUUUACAACUAGUGUACCGGAAUAUUGAUGUUUUCGGUUGCCGAGAUAAGAGAUUAACGUUUAUGAUUAUGUUGAAAUUGUUGCAUUCUUAAAAUCUGCUUUACUUUUUGAACAUUGGAUUGACAUGUUUGUAUUCAAGAACGUUUUUUAAGUUAUAUCCGAAAGAACCCCAUGUGGUGCAAAGUUGGGCAGUUUACAACCGUGCGUUUAUUCGUAACUCGAAUUUUAUUCACAACUGUCCUGAAGUAGUUAUUAUUGCAGAAGUAGGUGUUGUUAGUUUAGUCAUAGAUUACUGUGUUAUGUUAUAGAUGAAAUUGUUUAUCGUCUUUGUUUAGAUGUUUAUGAGUUUAUAAUUUUAGUUUAAGUAUUGUUAGUUUCUAUUUACAGCCAAAGUUUUUAACUGCACGAUAUCAAAAACGGAAAGAGACGACGACGUGUUACAAUAUGCACUGUGUUGGACGUUUGUUAAAUUUUCAUCUUCCGUUACUUUCUAUUUUUGAUAUUUGAAUAUUGUGUCAUUUUGGUAAGAAGACAUUGCCUUAUGUAUGUAUACCCAUGCAUUACAUUGUAACUUAAUUUUAAUUAGCGUUCAUUCCUUUCAUAAAUUGAUUAAAAUUUUAAUUCUAUCUUUACGAAUUCUUCUAAUAAUUUAGUUAUACAACAUUAUAGUUAUUAUAUUUUUUAAGUUAUAUUCACAUAAGCAUAGCAAUAAUUUAUUACAUUUCGGUUUCCUACAAUUCGGAAUAACGUGCCUUUCAUAAUAUUCUACAUUUAACUUAUACACUGUAUUAUGUAGUUUUAUCCUAUAGGUGCAAUCAAUUCCAAAAUGGAAGUAAAUAGAUCGUAUAUAGAAAUUGGGAAGAGCUUUUGUGUCAAAUAUUUAAAUAAUUUUGGCCACUUAGUACAAAAUGUAAGAGUAGACUCAAUUUCUAGCAUGAUAAAAUUCGAUUCUUGUUUAACACUAUGAUGUGAGGACUGCUCAAAGUAAUAUAUAUAUAUAUAUAUAUAUAAUUGCCUAGACGAAGUCGGUCGGUUUGCCUAGGUAUUCUAUAGAAGGCGCUAUGCCAGUAACACAUACACGUUUGUAUAAUCACUAGUUAUUAUUUGAGUCCCAAGGUUCCAGACAUCCAUUUCCCUGAUAAAUCCAAAACAGUUGUGUUGCUAAUUGUUUGCAUAAUUUGCUCGCACAUUUUCAAAAGGCGAUCAAAGAAAUUCGCCUUUUCAGUCGUCAACGAGUUAUUAAUAUUAUUACAAAAUGGAUAUUUGUGAGUGAAAGUGAUGUAAAAUUUAAAACUGAAUGUGGACUAUGGGUUACUUAGUUGUAAGAUACACAAUAUAUUGUGUAAUAAUAAAUAUAUCAUAUCUCACAUCGUGACUACUUUUAUGAAAUAAUAAAUAAUUACAUUAAAACACGUAUUUAAUUAAAUUGAUGCCUUGACUAUUUGUGCCUGAAUCAGUGGAAUCUUU